CGUAAUCUCAGUUUGCUUUCACACCACCGUAUCCCUGUGAAGAAGCAUGGCGGUGGAAGAGGAGGCUGGCAGACCCACAUGGAGCAGGCAGAUUGAGUUCACCCUGGCUGGGAUCGGGUGCGCUGUGGGACUGGGGAACAUCUGGAGGUUCCCGUACCUGUGCUACAGGAGCGGUGGAGGAGCGUUCCUGGUGCCGUACCUGCUCAUGCUGGUGGUUCUGGGGAUCCCGCUGCUGCACAUGGAGCUGACGCUGGGCCAGUACCUGAGGAGGGGGCCCGUCCUGGCCCUGACCAAAGCCUGUCCUCUGCUGAAAGGUGUUGGCACGGCAACAGUGGCCAUCUCUUUCAUCAUGUGCACAUACUAUAAUAUAAUUAUCACAUGGGCGCUGUACUACAUGUUCAGCUCAUUUCGAAGCGAGCUGCUCUGGGAAAACUGCAACAACACAUGGAACACGGCCAACUGCACCGACCGUGUGACCAACAGCUCCUCGACCUCCACCGCCAGCCAGCAGUUCUUCAAUUUUAAGGUGCUGGAGAGGACCAGUGGAGUGGAGGAGACGGGCACCUUGAGAUGGGAGCUCUUCCUCCUGCUGAUGCUGGCCUGGAUCCUCGUCUACCUCUGCAUCUUCAAAGGGGUCAAAUCCACUGGGAAGGUUGUGUACUUCACCGCUCUGUUUCCAUACUUGAUUCUUCUGGCUCUGCUGAUCAAUAAUGUGCAGCUUCCGGGAGCCAUAGACGGCAUCCGAUUCUUCAUCAUACCCGAGUGGGACAAGCUCCUUAAUGUGGAGGUAUGGAUUAAUGCAGCAUCUCAAAUCUUUAACUCCAUUGGGAUCGGCUUCGGCUCGCUGAUGGCGAUGGCCAGCUACAACAACUACAACAACAACGUCCUCAAAGACACUCUGGCCAUUUCCAUCACAAAUUCCUUGACUAGUAUUUUCGCUGGAUUUGUCAUUUUUUCUGCAUUUGGCUACAUGUCGCACCUUCAGAAUGUGCCAGUCAGUGAAAUUGCAGUGGACGGUCCAGGUCUGGUGUUCGUGGUUUACCCACAAGCCUUUGUGACGAUGCCCGUUGCUCCUCUGUGGGCCUUUCUCUUCUUUUUCAUGUUACUCUGCCUCGGACUCGACAGUCAGUUUGCCAUGGUGGAGGUGAUGGUGACCAGUCUGCUGGACAGUUACAGUAAACCCAUACUGAAGCACCUCAAAUGCAAGGAGUUUUUUGUGCUCGUAGUCUGCUGUGCGGCGUUCCUUCUGGGCAUCCCUAAUGUCAUGCAGGUGGGGAUCUAUGUGUUCCAGCUGAUGGAUCAUUACACUGCUAUCGUGUCCAUCAUGUUCCUGGCAUUUUUUGAGGUGGUUGGUGUUUGUUGGAUCUAUGGUGUAAACCGUCUGUCCAGUAAUUUAAUAGAGAUGACGGGAAAAAGACCCAACAUUUUCUUCAGGAUCUGCUGGUGGGUCAUUUGUCCUGUUUUGAUAACUGUUAUCCUGGUGUUCUCAGUGAUUCAGUUUAAACCAGCUCGUUAUGAGAAUUACAUCUAUCCACCGUGGGCUCAGGCUGUCGGCUGGCUCAUCGCUUUGGCGUCCAUCAUCUGGAUUCCUCUAGCAGCUGUGCACACGCUCUGGGUUCUGCCCGGAUCCUUUGUUCAGAAAUUAAAAAAGUCCAUCACACCAUUUUCUCUGGAUGAGGACUCCAAGAUCCCGUAUUACCAGCAGAAAGGAGCCAUUAUGGAGGUGAUACCCAACAUCGCCAUCAUCAGCUCUGAUAAACCACCAAUCCAGACUAAUUUAUGAACUGCUAUUGAACCUGACAAUGGAUCACUGGACUACAACCAGACUGAUCAAAUCCAGUGAAUGUGCCUCAGGAUUAUAUACUAGAUCAGUGAAGAUCUGUCUGAAAUAUUGGCCCAAAUGUUAGUUUCAACAAGUAUAUUCAUCUCAACAAUGACAGAAACAACCUAUUUUGGGUUUAAGACUUUAACUCUUUCCCCCACAUUGAUGGAAUUUUCUGGCAAUCCAUGUUUUCACUGUUAUACGGUAGGGGGCACUAUUGCACAUUUUCUGAAAGUUGUUGAUAAAAAAAAAGAAUGCAUGAAGCUAGAAUAAUAUCCUUUUGAUAUAUUGUAUGCUCAGAUAUUACAUACAACAAAAUAUUCUGGAGGCCAUGAAAGUUUUGUGAAAAUGAUGAAAAAUGUUGAUGCUGGCUGGCAACUUUAAAAAAAAAAAAAAAAAAAAAAAAAGCUGAUAGGGAAAGAGUUAAUAUCUACAGUUUGUCUGGCGAGGAAGCGUUAAUAUCUACUACAGUUUAUCUGGUGGGGAAAGAGUUAAUAUCUACAGUUUGUCUGGAGGGGAAAGAGUUAACAUCUACAGUUUGUCUGGAGGGGAAAGAGUUAAUAUCUACAGUUUUUCUGGAGGGGAAAGAGUUAACAUCUACAGUUUGUCUGGUAGGGAAAGAGUUAAUAUCUACAGAGUUAAUAUCUACAGUUUAUCUGACGGGGAAAGAGUUAAUAUCUACAGAGUUAAUAUCUACAGAGUUAAUAUCUACAGUUUAUCUGAUGGGGAAAGAGUUAAUAUCUACAGAGUUAAUAUCUAUAGUUUGUCUGGCAGGGAAAAAGUUAAUAUCUACAGAGUUAAUAUCUACAGUUUGUCUGACGGGGAAAGAGUUAAUAUCUACAGAGUUAAUAUCUACAGUUUGUCUGACGGGGAAAGAGUUAAUAUCUACAGAGUUAAUAUCUACAGUUUAUCUGACGGGGAAAGAGUUAAUAUCUACAGAGUUAAUAUCUAUAGUUUGUCUGGCAGGGAAAGAGUUAAUAUCUACAGAGUUAAUAUCUAUAGUUUGUCUGGUGGGGAAAGAGUUAAUAUCUACAGAGUUAAUAUCUAUAGUUUGUCUGGUGGGGAAAAAGUUAAUAUCUACAGAGUUAAUAUCUACAGAGUUAAUAUCUACAGUUUGUCUGGCGGGGAAAGAGUUAAUAUCUACAGUUUGUCUGGUGGGGAAAGAGUUAAUAUAUACAGAGUUAAUAUCUACAGUUUGUCUGAGCUUCCUGAACUUUCCAAGAUCCCUCUGGAAAAAACAAGGACUUUUAUGAUUUACUGCAUGUGCAUUAAAAAAACAUUGUAAUGAAAUUUCAUGUUGACAUCAAUAAAAUUAAAAAUCUCGAA
Messenger RNA from Ctenopharyngodon idella (grass carp), 3148 nucleotides. Its product is annotated as sodium- and chloride-dependent GABA transporter ine. Bases 47 to 1783 code for a protein of 578 amino acids. Gene Ontology annotation, biological process: sodium ion transmembrane transport. NCBI's taxonomy places the organism in Eukaryota, Metazoa, Chordata, Actinopteri, Cypriniformes, Xenocyprididae. Gene Ontology annotation, cellular component: membrane. The transcript is spliced from 13 exons. The record is from RefSeq and is a predicted model, not a curated record.